This is a messenger RNA of Notothenia coriiceps (black rockcod), 1588 nucleotides long. RefSeq names its product leucine-rich repeat-containing protein 16B-like. The record is from RefSeq and is a predicted model, not a curated record. The transcript is spliced from 6 exons. The coding region runs from base 56 to 922 and encodes 288 amino acids. Lineage: Eukaryota; Metazoa; Chordata; Actinopteri; Perciformes; Nototheniidae.
UUGCAGACUUUCUAUCCAUGGUUGUCUCUUUGUCCAGUCCACAGACCUGGUCAGCAUGGUGUACAGCUGCAUCGGGGCGGAGAUUGAGGAUUCUGAUGGCAGCAGCUCCUGCGACAUCAAAGACACGGAGCAGGAUACUGACAGGUCCACCAUCGUCUCCGACGUGCCCCCCGACGCCCACACCAACGGCCACGUAGCGUCCUCCAGGGAGCAGCCUGAGAGGCAGGCGGAGGGUGUCCGGCAGGAGAGGAUCGUCCCCCUCACAGACCCUCGGAGCGACGUGGAGGAGGACAGAGAGGGGAGCCAGACCAGGCCCGAGCCCCCCCCACAGAGCUGCAAGCCCUCUAUGGCUGUCAUGAGGCAGAGACACCUGCAGGAGAGCCUAGAAGAGGCAGGCAGGCUGCAAGUAGAAGAGGACCAGAGUGACCGAAAACAUGAAGAGAAGCAGAGAGGAAGAGGACCAGAAGGCCAGCGUCCUCUCCUGCCCACCAAGCUGAGCCUCGAUAUCCUAAGAGAUACGAGCUCUCCAGAAAAGGCUGUGCGUUCUCCCAAAAGCUCGCCCAUCAGCCCAGGUGAAGAGCUGACCAAUGAGCAGAGGAGCCUCCCUCCAGCUCAGCCAAUCAUUGAAGAAGAUGGGACCAGCCCCCCAGCGUCUGCCAAUCCGGGGAGAGAAGCAGCGGAUCCUGCCAGUCAAGAUGAAGGCCGUAAUGGAUUCCCCGCAGCAUCGCGUCACACCAGGAAGUCCAACUCGUUCGACAUAGGCAUGGACCCGGACAGCCCCUACGAUCUGGAGAGGUCCUCAGAUCGCAGAUUCCCUGUGAAAAAGCCCAGUUUCCCCCAGUACAGAAACAGCUCUCUGGACUUCCCAGCGGGGACCAGGUGUUAUGAGAGCCCCCAGCUGGGCAACAGAGACGCGUUAUGACGUUACCAGAGCACCAGGAGGAGCUUUCUGGGGAGGGACUGGAACAACGAGGACUGGAGAGAAACAAGCUUUUAAAAAACCGUGUGGACUCAAGAGACAAAGCUCCAACAGCUGCUCCCCCCUCUCAAUUUUAACCCAUGUAAACAUUUUUUGCUGAAAAUGCAUGCACUGGUAUGCUUUCUGUUUUUAACUGGUUGCACUUGCUAUUUUCUCAGGCAUUAAGGACGCUCUAAACCCGUAGUACAUAAAGCACACAAUCCGUCUCUCCAGUCAUCAUGAACUAUUUUAUGCAUUUGUGCAAAAAUAUUGAGAAUACCGUCGUCUCAUCCCUCGUUCCCCGUCUUUUACUGACAAUCUGUGACUACUAAGAGUGAGUUUGUACCGUCUUGAUUCUAGUGAAGGUGUAAAUAAUGAAUCUAAAAACUGCACUAACCAUUGUGGUAAACAAUCAUGUUUUUAUUUGUGAUAAUAUGUCAUUUGAUAACUGUGUUUGUGAGUAUGCUUUUUGGUGGUGAUGAUUGAGAAAUGUGUGUUUCAUGCACUUAGCACUCCCAUCUCUUCAAGAGUAUUUAAGUCAGUCAGUGUUUGAAUCAGAUUUUUUUCAGGCCUGAAAAUUAGUAUAUUUUCUAAAAAAUGCUUCUAUGAAUCGGAAUAAAUAAAAUUGAC